Molecule: messenger RNA, 726 nt
Organism: Biomphalaria glabrata
Lineage: Eukaryota; Metazoa; Mollusca; Gastropoda; Planorbidae
Product: 40S ribosomal protein S13
Exons: 6
Coding region: 56-511 (151 amino acids)
Biological process (GO): translation
Cellular component (GO): nucleolus; ribosome; cytosolic small ribosomal subunit
Molecular function (GO): small ribosomal subunit rRNA binding; structural constituent of ribosome
Source: RefSeq, a predicted model, not a curated record
ACGGCGCUGUCAGAACUUCCGUUACGAACAACUUCCUUUCUUCUUAGAAUCCAACAUGGGUCGCAUGCACAAUCCCGGUAAGGGUAUCUCUAAGAGUGCUCUACCAUACAGGAGAACUGUGCCAGUUUGGCUUAAACUCCCUGCUGAUGACGUAGAGGAACAGAUAUACAAGUUGGCCAAAAAGGGAUUGACUCCAUCUCAAAUUGGUGUUAUAUUGAGGGAUUCACAUGGUGUUGCACAAGUGAGGUUUGUUACAGGCAAUAAAAUCUUGCGAAUCUUGAAGAAAAAAGGUCUUGCUGCCAGUUUGCCUGAGGAUCUUUACAGUUUGAUAAAAAAAGCAGUAAACAUUCGCAAGCACUUGGAAAGGAGCAGAAAAGACAAAGAUGCUAAAUACCGAUUAAUUUUGGUAGAAUCCAGAAUUCAUAGAUUGGCUCGCUAUUACAAAACCAAAAAAGUUUUAGCACCAACUUGGAAAUACGAGUCAUCUACUGCAUCUGCUCUGGUUGCAUAAAGUUGUUCUCAUUCAUGAAAUAAAUUUGAAAAAACUUUUUUUUUUUUUUAAAUUCUUUUAUGUAUGUUUGUGAGGACUUUUCAAAUUUUAUGUUUAGCAAUAUUUUGUAAAGUCAAUACUUGUACUGGAAACAAAGUUCCAGGGUACCGGUACCCUGGAUUUAAUUGUGACCUAUUAUUAUAAAGAAACUUAAAAUAAAAAUCAAUUGAAAGUCA